Messenger RNA from Myotis lucifugus (little brown bat), 2804 nucleotides. It is a transcript of the gene RXRB, whose product is annotated as retinoid X receptor beta. Gene Ontology annotation, cellular component: RNA polymerase II transcription regulator complex; nucleus. Lineage: Eukaryota; Metazoa; Chordata; Mammalia; Chiroptera; Vespertilionidae. Gene Ontology annotation, biological process: positive regulation of transcription by RNA polymerase II; anatomical structure development; retinoic acid receptor signaling pathway. The record is from RefSeq and is a predicted model, not a curated record. Bases 220 to 1830 code for a protein of 536 amino acids. Gene Ontology annotation, molecular function: nuclear receptor activity; retinoic acid-responsive element binding; nuclear steroid receptor activity. The transcript is spliced from 10 exons.
GCGAGGGGGCGGGAACUAGCACGGCGACUUCCCUUCUGUACCAAGAUGGCUGCCACAUCGGCGCUGUCAUUUUGGUGCAGAGCAGCGAGAAGCGCUUAAUUCGACCCGGUUCAGGCCAGAGUCUUUUUCUCUAGGGCUGCUUCGUGCUCGGCUGGCCCCGCAAUCAACCCUUGGGGACCUCUGAUACCUCUUCGGCAUCCCGACACUCAGCCCGGAGUCAUGUCUUGGGCCGCUCGCCCGCCCUUCCUCCCCCAGCGGCAUGCCGCAGGGCAGUGUGGGCCGGUGGGGGUGCGAAAAGAAAUGCAUUGUGGGGUCGCGUCCCGGUGGCGGCGGCGACGGCCCUGGCUGGAUCCUGCGGCGGCGGCGGCGGCGGCGGCAGCCGGAGAACAACAAACCCCGGAGCCGGAGCCGGGGGAGACUGGACGGGACGGGAUGGGCGACAGCGGGCGGGACUCCCGAAGCCCAGACAGUUCCUCCCCAAAUCCUCUUUCCCAGGGGGCCCCUCCCCAUUCUCCUCCUGGGCCACCUCUACCCCCUUCAGCAGCCCCUUCCCUUGGAGGCUCUGGGGCCCCACCCCCACCCCCGAUGCCACCCCCUCCCCUGGGCUCCCCCUUCCCUGUCAUCAGCUCUUCCAUGGGCUCCCCUGGCCUGCCCCCUCCAGCUCCCCCAGGAUUCUCCGGGCCUGUCAGCAGUCCCCAGAUUAACUCAACAGUGUCGCUCCCUGGGGGUGGGUCUGGCCCCCCUGAAGAUGUGAAGCCACCAGUCUUAGGGGUCCGGGGCCUGCACUGUCCACCCCCUCCAGGUGGCCCUGGGGCUGGCAAACGGCUAUGUGCAAUCUGCGGGGACCGAAGCUCAGGCAAACACUAUGGCGUUUACAGUUGCGAGGGCUGCAAAGGUUUCUUCAAGCGCACCAUUCGCAAGGACCUGACCUACUCGUGCCGGGACAACAAGGACUGCACAGUGGACAAGCGCCAGCGGAACCGCUGUCAGUACUGCCGCUAUCAGAAGUGCUUGGCCACUGGCAUGAAGAGGGAAGCGGUACAGGAGGAGCGUCAACGGGGGAAGGACAAGGACGGGGAUGGGGAGGGGGCUGGGGGAGCCCCCGAGGAGAUGCCUGUGGACAGGAUCCUGGAGGCAGAGCUUGCUGUGGAGCAGAAGAGUGACCAGGGCGUUGAGGGUCCUGGGGGAACCGGGGGUAGCGGCAGCAGCCCAAACGACCCUGUGACUAACAUCUGUCAGGCAGCUGACAAACAGCUAUUCACGCUUGUUGAGUGGGCGAAGAGGAUCCCACACUUUUCCUCCUUGCCUCUGGAUGACCAGGUCAUAUUGCUACGGGCAGGCUGGAAUGAGCUCCUCAUUGCCUCCUUCUCCCAUCGAUCCAUUGAUGUCCGAGAUGGCAUCCUCCUCGCCACAGGUCUUCACGUGCACCGCAACUCAGCCCAUUCUGCAGGCGUGGGAGCCAUCUUUGAUCGGUCCCUCUCCAGGGUGCUGACAGAGCUAGUGUCCAAAAUGCGUGACAUGAGGAUGGACAAGACAGAGCUUGGCUGCCUGAGGGCAAUCAUUCUGUUCAAUCCAGACGCCAAGGGCCUCUCCAACCCCAGUGAGGUGGAGGUCCUGCGGGAGAAAGUGUACGCAUCACUGGAGACCUAUUGCAAACAGAAGUACCCUGAGCAGCAGGGACGGUUUGCCAAGCUGCUGCUACGUCUUCCUGCUCUCAGAUCCAUUGGCCUUAAGUGUCUAGAGCACCUGUUUUUCUUCAAGCUCAUCGGUGACACCCCCAUCGACACCUUCCUCAUGGAGAUGCUCGAGGCGCCCCACCAGCUGGCCUGAGCCCAGACACAGACGUGGUGCUUCCCGCACUUGAGGAGUGCACAUCCGAGGGGGACGCCAAGCCUUGGGGCAGGGUGGGGAGGGCCGUGUGCCUGGAGUCUUGGUGGGGUGAGGACUAGGGAGCAGGACUGAGACCUCCAGGGGAUCCAUCAACCCUCCAAGGGGUUUGCUUGAUAUCCCAAGUCAGAGGGGACCCCAGGCCCUAUGAGAGCUGGACCUCUUCCUUCAGUGGCCUCGGGCCUCUGAAUUGGUCUGGGUCUGCCAUGACUUGGGGUGAGUUCCCACCCCGCCUGGAAUGAUCUUCCCCAGCACAAAGCACUGGCCUCCUCCCAGGGCCUUGCUUCCUGUUCAUCUUGCCUCACUUAGCUCCCUGUCUGGAGAGUGGAUAUGGGAACUCUCCCAGAGAUGGAUAUUGGGGGGCAGGCCCCCCAAAGUGAUGGACAUGGGAGUAGGGCUCUGACAGGCCUUCCUCUAACCAAGCCUAGCAGCUCGGGGCUACUCUGUCACUGCCCCCUGUCCGGAGUCACCUCUCGCACGUCACCUCCUGCAGUCAGACUGAGAAAUAAGGUGGUGGUGGUGAAGGGGUGGGUAGAGAUGUAGGAGCCCAUCUGCUAUUUUUAAUUUCCUCUGAGGAUAGAGAUUUACAGUUAGACUCAAAGAAGUACUGUACUUCCCCAGGUUGACUAAGAUGCCAGUGGUGGAGGUGGAAUGUGGGAAAGGCAGGGCCCCAAGACGGUGGCCCUGGGGCUCUUGAAGCCCUGGCCCUCUCAAGCCCUCGCCCAUCUCUUCCCUUCUGACUGACAGGGACGGGGCCUGGGCUGCGAUGGCAGGGCUUCCCUAGCCCUGGGCCAGGCGGGUGUUGAGGGGAGGUGGCCGGCCUGCAGAGAUGGGGUGCGGGCCUGCAGAGAUGGGGUGCCGGCCUGCAGAGAUGGGGCGCCGGGGCUGCAUGAUUUUUCCCUGCAGCUCUUCUCUCU